GCGCGCACUGUUACGCAAUUGGUCAAAUUUGAUGGCGCAAUGUGUUAUGCCUUCUUAUGUCAGUUUUUCUGUCAGUAAUGUAGUGAUGGUGUCGGUGUUAAAUUUUUGCGUAAAGUAGGACCGUUUGGGCACCAGAUUCGGGUUUUGUUUUAAUUUUAAAUCGCGCCUCUUAUUUGCCCGAAUCUCCGCAUCCACUUCCAUUUUUAAUUUCCCUCAUUUCCAUGAAAACCUCUAACCAUGUCCAGUAAACACAAGAAGACCAAUGUCAUUAAUCGCACCACCAGCGAGACUCUCCGACUUGGAGAAGUGUUACCGCUGACGAGCUUGCCCCCCGUCUCGCGGAAGAAAAUCCAGAAUUCGUCCAGUUCGUUCCAGAUCACGGCGGUGACCAGGACCGAUGGGGACGACUCUGCUGAUGAUCUGGACACUGAUGACAUCUCCCGAGUGACCGACAACGAGACCCCCAGCUUCUCCGAAGACUCCAGAGACACGGACGACCAUCAGCUUGAGCCGGGAAAUGUCGUAGAACCAAUGCAAGUUGAUGUUAAGCCCAAACCGGAUGAAAGAUUCAAGAUUGUUAAAAUGCCGAGCACUUUGCCCCUCAGUAGGGGACGCUGGAUCUGCGUCGAUUACUUCGACGACGCCACCGAAAAGGGGCCCGAACACACCUCACGCUCUACAUCACACCUACACGAAGGUAUACAUCUUAUCAAUGACCGGUGUUUUACUCAUUUCCGGUUUCAAUUGCAGCAUUUUGCUACGAAACCUGCCGGAACUAUGAAGGGUUUUCCUCAGGGCUUUCCUUCCCCUAUUUUGGUCACCGGUGGGGGCGACCCUACCAGUUUUCCUGACCAGGAAAUGUCUCAACCUAAGGCUGCCAAUAAUCAACCAUCCAAUGGGCAAAAGGACGAUAUUCUUUCUGACAUAAAAGUUGCCUUAACGUCUAUGCCAGCUACCAACUCGGGGUCAGCUCCCAAUAACAACAACAUUGAUAGGAAGAUCGAAGAAGCUUUGGAUGCUGUGAAGACACAUUUGAUGCUGGCGGUCCACAAAGAAGUGGAUUUUUUGAAGACUCGGGUUAGUACAUUGGAGGGGCGCGUCAAUGAGCUGGAAAUUGAAAAUUCGAUUUUAAGAGUUAACUAUUUAUUGUUUAAGUCUUAAAAGGAGGUAUUUUGCGUUUGCAUGAUCUCAUUUUCGAUUGUUAUUCCUGUUUAAAGGAUACAUUGUACUGUUAAUUUGUACCUUGACAAUACUUGGAUUUCAUAUUAGAUGAAUCAUCGAUGUUCAGUGCGAUCGUUUGAUGUUUUUAGGAGUGAUCGCAUUGAAAUGUUUCCGAAUUUUGAUCGUACUUUUGUAUUUUUUUAUCCAUCUUCCUGGCAUCGGCUAGGAGUUCACUGCUUGAGACAAAUCAACAUUUCCUUGCACAUCAUUAUUUACCGUUCAUGCUAUGCCAGUAAGAUGGACUCAACUUCUGUCCAAAAAUGAAACAAGGAAUGAAUUUAAAAGGGGUGAUAUGGAAUGUGAUGUUAUGUUAGAUUUUUUUAUGUAAUGUAGAUGGGUAUGUGACAAUACCGAUGGACUGGUGUUGGUGUAACUGUGCAUGAAAUGGUUUCUAACUUGAUAAAAGGGGUGUGCAUAUAUAAAGCUUUAUGGUAGAGUAUACCAAUAAUGGCUGUGCUAGGAAUUUAGAAUACUCUCAAGAGUAAGUCAUACCUACUUUAUUUCGGAAAUUUUCUAUUUUAACAGUAUUACAACCCAAAAACCAAUUUGUGUAUCCACUGUGAAAGCACCAUUUAGGCGCUAAUGGCUCUUUCACGACAAAUCAGCCCUAACAAAGACACCUCUCAUUUGACAUAUUAGUGAGAUUUUUUGUUAAUUUUUCAUAUUGAUUUUAUUUUAUUCGUUACGUACGUUAAUGCAGAUGCUCGGUCAUCUUUUGUGCCAUAUUCUUUCAUCAGCAAUCGAAACGAAUGACCAUUUUUUUAUUUGUGUUCUCUUUAAUAAAAACUACAAAAUGUA
Molecule: messenger RNA, 2019 nt
Organism: Tribolium madens (black flour beetle)
Lineage: Eukaryota; Metazoa; Arthropoda; Insecta; Coleoptera; Tenebrionidae
Product: protein bunched, class 2/F/G isoform-like
Biological process (GO): regulation of transcription by RNA polymerase II
Source: RefSeq, a predicted model, not a curated record